AAGUAAAUAAAAUACCUCAAUGAAUGAAGUAAAUCAAAAUAAAAGAAUAAAAUUAGUUUAAUAAGUGUGAAGAAAGCAGGAAAUGGCAUUUAGCGUUACAGGAGCUGAGGAUAACUGCACUACAAUGGCUGAACAAAAAAAUAAUAAAAUCCAGCUGUGCUCAUUUAAGGUCGAGCGGAUUCGUGGGGAUGUCCUUCGUGUCGUGGCUGUGUUACUGUCAGCACUCAAUCGUGCAGUAAGUCCGCCGGAGACGGGAAUUUAGAGUCGUUUGAAUGGAGUCUGGCGGGCCGCGCGGUGUGGCCCGUUCACGGACGGACGUCAUGUGUUUUGAGGUUACAUCCAGCUGUUGCACUUGCGCGCAUCGUUACCUUUAAGAUGCUCGGGGAUAAAGGCUCAUUUUAGCCGAACCCGACACCAUUUUACCGGAGAGUUUGGCGCGAACGCGGCUCGGAUCACCGCCUGCCACCUCUUCCCCGCAGCGCAGCGCCAGUUUUCGGGUUCCUUUAAGCGAAGUGGCGGAGUUAACGGCCGAGCUGAUCCCAUAAAUGUCGGAUUUGAUUAUCUGUCGGCCUACCGAGAAGUGGCGGGGGCGAGAGGGACGGCGCGGCACGAGACGAGCCGAGACGGGGUCCGCGAGGAGGGUGCACACGCCAAAUACUUUCCCUUUAAAGCAGAGAGGGACAGAGGGGGUGAAGAAGAGAUAAAAAAAAGAAAAGGAAGAAAGAGCGAAGGGAGGGAGGGCGAGAGGGAGCGCGAGGGAGCGGGUUUGAAAAAAACAGAAAGAUGUCAUCCUGUCGAUUCAGACACCGAGGCGGAGCCACGGACCGCGGCCGACCGGGAGCGCUCUAGCCGGGGGACGAGCCCUACGCAACUCCGAGGCUCGGAAGCCGACGCUGCGGCCUUGUCGGAGCUAUAAACGAGUCCCGAACAGCCGCUGCUAUGAUUAGCACGUCUCGACUGCUCGGCUUCGCCAUUAAAAUACUUUGCAUGCAGAUUUUUAUUCCAGUCGACAUAAGCAAAUUAAAUUAAACCGCACCAUUAAAGCAAGUACGCAUGAGACCAACCAUUCUGUCGCAUUUACAGAAGCAUCUGCUCAGUGACUGUUUAGCUGCCAUAUUAACUCCUGCCUCUCGGAGGCUUCUUCUCUAAGAAGUGUCAGGGCUUUGGGACUCAUUUCCCCUGUCGGUGGAGGGGAGCUGCCAUACAGGCCUCGCGUUUUGUUUUCACAGCAGCUCCCGGAGCUUUUCUACCUCCCCCUCCUCCACCUCCUCCUCCUCCUCUUCGGUCCCCAGCUGGGUCUCCUUCAGGAUGGACACCUCCUGGAGUAAUUUCCUCUUUCAGACGCCUCCGACUCAGAGUCAGCCCGAGACGCCGCUACAGUCGGAGCUGCUGCCGGAGCUGACCGGCUCGGCUCAGAGUCCUCCGGGCGAGCACAUCGUGACACCGCCGUCCACCGUCGACACGGCCGCCCUGAGCGAGGAGCCGCUGCCAGUCAAACCGCUCACCAAGCCGAGCCGGCCCGCCCACAUCUGCGCCACCUGCAACAAGGAGUUCAAGAACAGCUACAACCUGCGGCGGCACCAGUCGGUGCACACGGGCAUCAAGAUGAAGGAUCGGGCGGCCCGGGAGAAGGAGGACGGAGCGAAGGCCGGCCGGGUGGAGAAGCAGACGGUCCCGCUCUCCCUCCUCCACCUCGCCCUGCCCCCGCAGCAGCCUCCUCCCCCUCCCGCGGCUCCCGGCCAAGAGACCCUCCCCCAGCCCGGCCAGCACGUCAACCAGGAGGGCCAGCCGGUGUCUGUGUCCAUCGCCCCGGCAACAGUAACCAUGGCUGCGCCGCCUCAGCCCAUCCAGGCAGCCGUUGUUGUCGUUGGGUCCAUGGAGCAGAAUCCCAAUCCUAAUCCCAUUCCCAGCACCAAUCAGGUGAGGAAGAACCACGCCUGCGAGGCCUGUGGAAAGGCCUUCAGGGACGUCUACCACCUCAACCGCCACCGGCUGUCCCACUCGGACGAGAAGCCGUACUCCUGCCCCAUCUGCCAGCAGCGCUUCAAGAGGAAAGACAGGAUGAGCUACCAUGUGCGCUCGCACCAGGGCGGCGUGGAGAAGCCGUACAUCUGCCCGCACUGCGCCAAGGCCUUUUCUCGACCGGACCACCUCAACAGUCACGUGCGACAGGUGCACUCCACAGAGAGGCCGUUCAAGUGCACGACGUGCACGUCAGCGUUUGCCACACGGGAUCGCCUCCGUGCUCACCUGAUUCGCCACGAGGAGAAGGUGCCGUGUCACAUCUGCGGGAAGCUGCUGUCGGCCGCUUACAUCACCGACCACAUGCGGGUCCACAACCAAUCACAGCACCACGCCUGCCACCUCUGCAACCGCAGCUUCACCACCCUCACCUACCUGCGCGUCCACGCCCAGAAGCACCACGGCCAGGAGUGGAAGGAGAGCGGCGGGGCGCGGGGGGCUUUCGGCGGGACCGGGGCCGGCGGCGUGCUGCUCUGCCAGCUGUGCGGGGUACAGUGCAAGACGGCCACGCAGCUCCAGGGUCACAUGGGCACCCACGCCAACCAGGGCGACCCCACCCCCGACCAGACGAGCACGGGGCCCGUGGGCACCACCAGCGUGGCGGUCACGGUGUCCAGUGCUAGCACAGUGGGACUGCUGGUCACUGACUGCUCCGGUAUCGCCCCGCAGCCCCACAGCUAGCACGCUGGGGGGCGAGUGGGGGCAGGGGAGAGCUGGGGUGGGACUGCAGGGAAGGGGAUCAGGGGCGGAGGUGGGGUGGAGUCGAGGGGGGAGUCGCAGGAGUCGAGGCAAAAGGAAGCAAGGACACGUAGGAGGAGCCACCGGAGCAGGUUGUUUCCUGCCACAUCUGGAUGGAGAGUGCCACGACUUCUCCGUGGCUCUGUGAGGACGGCGACCUCGGUUUGUUCCCGCGACGCCCACCUCUGUCAGCUGACCGGCCUCCAGCACUGGGAGGCGCUCUCUGCGUUCACACUACCGACUCUGGAGUCCUGCACAACAGAGGACCCAUCAGUUAUUAACUAAUGUGUGUUUUUAUUCUCCUGGCUUGGCGCUUAGCUGUUAUCAUCACUUCAUUGUUUUCAUUUUCAGCCGCUCUUGAUUUUUGUAAAGCCGCCGUCGCCAUUUUUACACCAUUUCUGAUCCAUGAUAUCCGUGUUUAACACCAGGAAACUGGCCCAGAGACCUCAGUAACACCAUUUAUCUCAUUUUCUCUUCUAAUUUAUUGCCAAGCGGUAUCCGGUUUGCCUUUGAGUGGGGAGCGGGUGUUUCUGACGGCCCACGCUGUACAUACACACUUUUAUAAAGCAGAUAACGGCAGACCGAUAGUUGUUUGUGGAUAUUCCCCCUGAACACUGAAUGUGCAUAACUUCUCUGCUUCGUAUGAUCUUCGUUCUUACUCUGGAUGCUGAUUUGUAACUCUUGAACUUGCCAUGUAAUUUGUAGCUACCUUGGUGACACAUUUUCUGUGGCUGUGCAUAUUGAUUGUACUUGAUGCAUAGUGCAUAGCGCCUCGUUACUGUUACUGUAUUAAAAGGCAGUAAAACGCA
Molecule: messenger RNA, 3569 nt
Organism: Maylandia zebra (zebra mbuna)
Lineage: Eukaryota; Metazoa; Chordata; Actinopteri; Cichliformes; Cichlidae
Gene: maza
Product: MYC-associated zinc finger protein a (purine-binding transcription factor)
Biological process (GO): regulation of transcription by RNA polymerase II
Cellular component (GO): nucleus
Molecular function (GO): DNA-binding transcription factor activity, RNA polymerase II-specific
Source: RefSeq, a predicted model, not a curated record